This is a messenger RNA of Salarias fasciatus (jewelled blenny), 2278 nucleotides long. It is a transcript of the gene septin6, whose product is annotated as septin 6. The transcript has 10 exons. Lineage: Eukaryota; Metazoa; Chordata; Actinopteri; Blenniiformes; Blenniidae. Gene Ontology annotation, molecular function: GTP binding. Bases 96 to 1385 code for a protein of 429 amino acids. The record is from RefSeq and is a predicted model, not a curated record.
UUCCACUAGGCCACCGCUCCGUGGUAACGCUAACGGCGCAGCUUCCUUUGCAAAGCGGCAGCAGAGGGGUCGUCCUCCGGCUAACAGCUACUACCAUGGCGUCAACUGAGAUAGCGAGGCAGGCGGGUGAAGGAGCUCGGGCUGUCCCUCUGGCGGGCCAUGUUGGCUUUGACAGCAUGCCCGACCAGCUGGUCAACAAGUCUGUCAACCACGGAUUCUGCUUCAACAUCCUCUGUGUUGGUGAGACGGGUUUGGGUAAAUCCACUCUGAUGGACACGCUGUUCAACACCAAGUUUGAGGGUGAGCCCACUCAGCACAACCAGCCGGGCGUCACCCUCAAGUCCAACACCUACGAGCUCCAGGAGAGCAACGUGCGCCUGAAGCUCACCGUCGUGAACACCGUGGGCUUCGGAGACCAGAUCAAUAAAGAAGACAGCUACAAGUCCAUUGUGGAGUUUAUUGAUGCCCAGUUCGAAGCAUAUCUGCAGGAGGAGCUGAAAAUCAAGCGCACGCUACACAGUUACCACGACACCCGCAUCCACGCCUGCCUGUACUUCAUCGCUCCAACGGGACACUCGCUCAAAUCCUUGGAUUUGGUGACCAUGAAAAAACUUGAUAGCAAGGUCAACAUAAUUCCAAUCAUUGCCAAGUCAGACGCCAUCUCCAAAAGUGAGCUGGCCAAGUUCAAAAUCAAAAUCACCAGUGAGCUGGUCAGCAACGGCGUCCAGAUCUACCAGUUCCCCACCGAUGACGAGUCUGUGGCAGAAAUCAACUCCACCAUGAAUAGCCAUUUGCCGUUUGCGGUGGUGGGGAGCACAGAGGAAGUGAAGAUCGGGAACAAGAUGGUGAAGGCCCGGCAGUACCCCUGGGGGACGGUGCAGGUGGAAAAUGAGAAUCACUGUGACUUUGUCAAGCUGCGAGAGAUGCUCAUCAGAGUUAACAUGGAGGACCUGCGAGAGCAGACGCACACGCGUCACUACGAGCUCUACCGCCGCUGCAAGCUGGAGGAGAUGGGCUUUAAGGACACAGACCCCGACAGCAAGCCCUUCAGUCUGCAGGAGACAUAUGAAGCAAAGAGGAAUGAGUUCAUGGGUGAACUGCAGAAGAAAGAAGAGGAAAUGAGGCAAAUGUUUGUCCAAAGAGUGAAAGAAAAGGAGGCUGAGCUCAAAGAAGCGGAGAAAGAGCUGCAUGAGAAAUUCGACCGUUUGAAGAAGCUCCACCAGGACGAGAAAAAGAAACUGGAGGAGAAGAAGAAGUCCCUGGACGACGAGCUCAACACGUUCAAACAGAAAAAGACUGCCGCAGAGCUCUUGCAGAACCAAGCCCAGCAGGCAGGGGGCUCCACCACACUCAAGAGGGACAAAGAGAGGAAAAACUUCUUUUAAUCUAUCUUGACCACCUGAAGAGGGGAUUGCAGCUUCAGCAAGAACUAAGCACCCUUUACCUCUCUUUAGUUGUUUGUUUUUUUUUUUCUCUCACUGUUACCCACCUUUUAUUCUCUGCAUCGCGUCUCCUUUUGGUUGAACAUGGCCUUAUGUGGACUCGCAUGGUAUUUCUGAGCACCAGAUGAAGCUCUAAAGCCAGGCAGGUCAGGAACCGGGCACAGCUUAAACCUGCUGUCAUGUCUUAAUGUACAUAGAGACUGUUGUUGUUACUCGGAGUGGUCUGGUGGAGUUUACUUGGCUAUACAGGACUUUGAUCUUUUCUUUAAAUUUACUACGGCCGGCACUAUGCACUCAUUUCUUCUAAAUGCAAAAGUCACAUUAGCGUAAAAAUCUGAAACAUCGAGGCUUGCUGAUUGGAUACAAACACUUAGAAGCGUUUAAGUAUCAUAAAGUACAUUACAAUAAGUAGAUGGGUUUUAUUUCAUUCUGUCUAAUAAUUAGGAAAAAAAAAAAGUUAAGAGUCAUAAUCAUGCAAAAGCCAAAGCCAUGUUUAUGGUGCCCAUGUUUACAUGUCACUGCUGAAUACCAUGGAGGUCAUGUCAUGCCCUUUUAAUACAAACUGUGCUUUAAUUUUCACCAGCCUGUUCUAUAUUUUGCAUGCAUCUUUUUUUUUAAACUCAUUACUACUGUGAUCUUUUACCUGCUUGUUUUUAUCCCUAAAAUAACUGUUUUCUUCAAAAUGGUGCAUAUUAUUAUUGUAUAUUUGCUCAGUCGUUUGGUUUCAGCUCCCAUUUUGCCAAAUAUUAGUAUAAGGUGGAGUUGAAUUGAAUCCCAGAUAGGAGUAUUAAAAAAAGGAUCCUCCUGCAUUUAUAUAAUUUAUAAGGAUAUAUUUU